Messenger RNA from Peromyscus californicus insignis, 6206 nucleotides. RefSeq names its product transmembrane 9 superfamily member 3 (gene Tm9sf3). The transcript has 15 exons. The coding region runs from base 135 to 1898 and encodes 587 amino acids. Gene Ontology annotation, cellular component: membrane. Gene Ontology annotation, biological process: protein localization to membrane. Lineage: Eukaryota; Metazoa; Chordata; Mammalia; Rodentia; Cricetidae. The record is from RefSeq and is a predicted model, not a curated record.
GCGGCGGAGGCAGCGGCUGGGCCCGGGCCCCGUGCGUCUGUCCGCGCCCGGUGGAUGUGAAUCGGCGGCGGCGGCGGCGGCGGCGGAGGAGGAGGAGUCGGUGGGCCGGCGCCCGGCCUGUGGGAGCGCGGAGGAUGAGGCCGCUGCCGGGCGCUCCUGGCGUGGCGGCGGCCGCCGCGUUGUUGCUGCUGCUGCUGCCCCGGGCUCGGUCUGACGAGCACGAACACACGUAUCAAGAUAAAGAAGAAGUUGUUUUAUGGAUGAAUACUGUUGGACCCUACCACAAUCGCCAAGAAACAUAUAAAUAUUUUUCACUUCCAUUCUGCGUAGGGUCAAAAAAAAGUAUCAGUCAUUACCAUGAAACUUUGGGAGAAGCACUUCAAGGAGUUGAAUUAGAAUUUAGUGGCCUGGAUAUUAAAUUUAAAGAUGAUGUGAUGCCAGGUACUUAUUGUGAAAUUGACUUAGAUAAAGAAAAGAGAGAUGCAUUUGUGUAUGCUAUCAAGAAUCACUAUUGGUACCAGAUGUACAUAGAUGACUUACCAAUAUGGGGUAUUGUUGGUGAAGCAGAUGAAAAUGGGGAAGAUUACUAUCUUUGGACCUAUAAAAAACUUGAAAUAGGCUUUAAUGGAAAUCGAAUUGUUGAUGUUAAUCUAACCAGUGAAGGAAAGGUCAAAUUGGUUCCAAAUACUAAAAUACAGAUGUCAUAUUCAGUAAAAUGGAAAAAAUCAGAUGUAAAAUUUGAAGAUCGAUUCGACAAAUAUCUUGAUCCAUCCUUUUUUCAACAUAGGAUUCACUGGUUUUCAAUUUUCAAUUCCUUCAUGAUGGUGAUCUUCUUAGUGGGUUUAGUUUCAAUGAUUUUAAUGAGAACUUUAAGAAAAGAUUAUGCUCGAUACAGUAAAGAAGAAGAAAUGGAUGACAUGGACAGAGACCUAGGAGAUGAAUAUGGAUGGAAGCAAGUGCAUGGAGAUGUGUUUAGACCGUCAAGUCACCCUCUGAUAUUUUCUUCUCUCAUUGGUUCUGGAUGUCAGAUAUUUGCUGUGUCUCUCAUUGUUAUUAUUGUUGCCAUGAUAGAGGAUUUAUAUACAGAGAGGGGCUCAAUGCUCAGUACAGCCAUAUUUGUCUAUGCUGCUACGUCUCCAGUGAACGGGUAUUUUGGAGGAAGUCUGUAUGCUAGACAGGGAGGAAGGAGAUGGAUAAAGCAGAUGUUUAUCGGGGCGUUCCUCAUUCCAGCUAUGGUGUGUGGAACUGCCUUCUUCAUCAACUUCAUAGCCAUUUAUUACCAUGCCUCUAGAGCCAUUCCUUUUGGAACAAUGGUGGCCGUUUGUUGCAUCUGUUUUUUUGUUAUUCUUCCUCUAAAUCUUGUUGGUACAAUACUUGGCCGGAAUCUGUCAGGUCAGCCCAACUUCCCUUGUCGUGUCAAUGCUGUGCCUCGUCCUAUCCCGGAGAAAAAAUGGUUUAUGGAGCCUGCAGUUAUUGUUUGCCUGGGAGGAAUUUUACCUUUUGGCUCAAUCUUUAUUGAAAUGUACUUCAUCUUCACGUCUUUCUGGGCAUAUAAGAUCUACUAUGUCUACGGCUUCAUGAUGCUGGUGCUGGUCAUCCUGUGCAUAGUGACUGUCUGUGUGACCAUCGUGUGCACGUACUUCCUGCUAAAUGCAGAGGAUUAUAGGUGGCAAUGGACAAGUUUUCUCUCUGCUGCAUCAACUGCAAUCUAUGUUUACAUGUAUUCCUUUUACUACUAUUUUUUCAAAACAAAGAUGUAUGGCUUAUUUCAAACAUCAUUUUACUUUGGAUAUAUGGCGGUAUUUAGCACAGCCUUGGGGAUAAUGUGUGGAGCAAUUGGUUACAUGGGAACAAGUGCCUUUGUUCGAAAAAUCUAUACUAAUGUGAAAAUUGACUAGACACCUGAGACAACCUGGAACUUCGGAUCAGUUUCUCUUUCAUGAGGGUGGAACUUGCACAGAAAAGAAGAAUAAGCGCAAGAAGAGAUUUGGGCUGAACACUGGGUACUUCGUGGGUCUCUUUCAUGGAUGGCUUAAAGUAACAUCUAUUUCCAUUGAUCCUAGGUUCUUACUGACUGCUUUCUCCAACUGUUCACAGCAAAUGCUUGGAUUUUAUGCAGUAGGCAUUACUACAGUACAUGGCUAAUCUUCCCCAAACUAGCUCAUUAAAGAUGAAAUAGACCAGCUCUCUUCAGUGAAGAGGACAAAUAGUUUAUUUAAAGCAUUUGUUUCAAUAAAAGAACUAGAGGGAAACGUGGAUGCUAGAAUUCCAUGAGUAGAAAUCUUCCUGGCACUUGGUGUUUCUAUGUUAUUGAAAAAUGAUGUUCCAGAAAGAUUAUUUUUUCUCUUAUUUUUACUGCCAUUGUUGAUCUAUUGUGGGACAUUUUUAUAUACUGAACCUGGGUUCUUUCUGACCUGCUGUUGUUCGUCCCUUCACUCAAUUGCAUCUUUUUUUUUUUAAACAAAAUUAAAAACUAUUAAAUUCUGCAUGGAAUAUAUCUGCUGUCAUCUUAAUCUUAGUUGGAUCAACCUCAUUUAUUUAUCUUAAAAUUAACUAGUUAUAUCUCAGUUCCAUCCAAAGAAAAUACAGUAUGAAAAUAGAGGUGUAUUCUCUAUAAUGCAAUUUACUGUACAGUUAGAAAGCAAAGUGUUAAAUGGAGAAGAUACUUGUUUUUAUUAAACAUUUGGAGAUUUAGAUAAAUUACAUUUUAACUGAAUGUCUAAAGUGAUUAUCUUUCCCUCCCUCCCCCCAAGUUAGUCUUACAUCUUUUUUUGGGGUUUCAAUGAAGGCUUUACAUAAGAAAUUAUUAAAAAAUAAGGGGGGCAUAAGUGUAUAUACCAUUAAUAAUGUCGUGUAGGUGUAGGCUCGUGGACGCAUUUGGAUGUACAGAUGACUGGAAGACUUCUUUGGGAUGAUGAUUGCUGUAGAAAUGUGUGGGUUUGGGUGGCCUUUUACAUCUUGCCUACCAUUGCAUGAAACAUUGGGGUUUCUUCAAAAUGUGUGUGUCAUACUUCUUUUGGGAGGGGGUUGUUUUCUUCUUUUAUGAAACUCCUACUGGAGCUAAAUUUGUAAUUUAGAAACAUUUAAUUUUGUUAAUCCUGUCUGGGACAUUUAAGUAACAUCUAAAGCAUUAUUGCUUUAAGAUGUUCAAAUAAAAUUUCCUGACCAAAUUGUUUUGUGACAGUAGAUGUGUUUAUAAUUUGGAGGUACCUGCUCAAAAGGCAAUAUUAUAGAAUGCCAUUAUUAUUUUUUUGAUGCACUAUAAAGUAUACUUUUCAAAUACAGAGGACCCACACUUUAAAUUCCCAAACACAGAGCCAGGUAUGGUAGUUUAUGCCUAUAAUCCCAGCUCCAGGGAAGCUAAGACAGAAUGUUGUAAUGAAUUUAAGGACUGGACUACAGAGUAAGUUAUAGGCCACUCUGUGAGUUAUGUGCUACUCUGUAAGAUUGUUCCAAAAAAAAGAAGAAGAAGAAGCAAGUCCAGAAGCCUGUCUAUGGAUAGUUACAGAUAAACUAUGAGUGAUAAACCCGUUAUAUGAGAUUGUGACAUACAAAUCUAAAUAAACAUUGAUUGGAUUGCUGUGCCAUGUGAAAUAGAAGGGAAUAUGAGUGGCUAAGCUAACAGUGUUAGCUCAUUCAGUGGCUGAACAAAUGAAGGCUAUAGAAAUCUCAAAUUAUUUUAAUUUGCACAAAAAUUUCUGGAUCUGCUCAUAUUGUGAAGUUUUCCUAGAACUAUUGAGUUUCUGAUUCAGUACUUUGCUCUGCAGAUACCCAAAUCUAUACUGUAUAUUGGUGUUUUUAGAAAGACUCAAAUCAUCUGUAUUAAACUUUAACAAAACUCAUGCAUUUAUAGUUACAUGAGAAAUUUUUUAAAUCGAUGGACUCUGUGUUUUUAACUGAGGCAUGUGACAUCUUUAGGGUGUUUAGAUUCUUAACCUUAAGUGAUGAACUGUGGUCAGUCAUCUUCAAGCCAGAAUCUCAGGUUCGAUGUCACCUACUAAUUGUUAACAUUUUAUCUUUCUCACCUGCCCUUAUGAUCUUAAACUAAAAGGCUCUAUUUGUUUAUAUCAUGUAACUUUUAAACAUAUAAAGUAUUUUUAAUAUAAGAACACUUAGUCUACAGGUUGGAGUGUAGCUCAGUAGAGUGCUUGCCUGGCUUACACAAAGCCUUGGUUCGAUCCCCCACACUGCAUAAACUGGGUGUGAUAGGACAUGUUUGCAGUCACAGCAUUCAGCAGGUAGAGGCAGGAAGAUAUCAGAAGUCCAGUUAACCUCAGCUACAGAGUGAGUUCAGCACUACCCUCUGCUGUAUGACACUCUAUCACUCUUUAAAAUGAAGCAAAACACUUUUUGUCUGAUGGAAUAUAUAUAACUAGAUAGUGAAUUUUUGUCUUAAUAAAAUAUUUUUUCUCAUAAUCUUGGAGGUAAUAUGUAGUGUUUUCAGAGAACAUGGCUGUUUCAGGUGCACCUAUUUUUUCUGCUAGGUUGAGAGCUCUGGAGUUCUUUGAAGUCUACAAUGAAAAGUAAUUUUCAAAUAUUUUAAAUACGUUAAAGUGAAUAUAAAUUACUUCGAAAGCUCAUUUAUAAAAAGACUUGUAUUGAUUGGUUUAUAACUUCACAGAGGGGCAAUAUAAAUGUAUAUAUUGAAAAAGAUAUAGGUCACAGGUGGCUUAGUUCUCCCUAGUUCUUAGUUAAUAGAAUCAUUCAAACAAUAUCUAAGUUAAUUGGAAGGCGAAGCUUUUGUACUCCAUUAAUGUUGUAUCUUUAAUUUACUAACAUCUGCUUAGUUUGUCAGCUGACACUUUGAAUACUAUCAAAAACUAAGAAUAUACUUUGUAUCUUUAAGCAUGUUUCCUGAAAAUUAACUACAUUAGAAAUUGACAUCCUAUGCUGGUCUCCAAGUGCAAGAGUAGGUUUUGAAAGAGUAGAACUGACCUGGCUAGAGGGACCUCCAGUGUGCUAGUAUACUGUCUAGGCUUCCAGACUGUGUUGGUUUGCAGAGAAACCCCAUGCCCUUAGAAUCAUUGUCUUGUACUCUCUGAACCUCGUGGCUGGGAUGCUCUGGUGUUUCCCACUGGUGGUGGGUCGUCCUUUUUCUAAAGGUGGUUGCUGCAAAUUCCAGUUCUUCCAAAAGCCACUUGAUUUAAGGGUUUAUCCACAAAUUGUGCUCAUUUUGAUAAAGCAUUUGUGUCCUAAAUGUCUACUAAUCACUUUAUGCCAAAUGUCUUGCAGAUGUUAUUUUUAAACUUCCUGAAUUUUUACAAAUGUAAAAAGGAAAAAGUGUAUUAGUGUAAUUUGUUCAGGAGUAGUUACAUACUGAAGGGCUUCUGUACAUGAGUUCUAGGGGCAAAAGCCUUAUGUAGAAACCUGUACACUGCAGUUCCAUCUGGGUUUUAAUUUAGAUUUCAGCAUUUCUUAGUGCUUCAUUCUAUUGGUUUAUUGGAACAUGCAAUAGGAGUAUUAAUUUACAGAAGCACAGAUGUUCAUGUUUUCUAUUAUGUAAAAUUCUGUAGUUAAGCUAUAUUUUAGCAGUCAAGGCGUUAAAAGAGAUCAGAGGAGUGGAAAUGUAGGAUUGUUUGAAAGUGUACUUAGUACUAGACUAGUUUUAUAGACAAGGAAGAACAGAAGGGUGGCACACACUUGAAGACAUUCGGUAUGACUUACAGUCCAGGUGAGGGCAAGUGCUAGUCCUUUCCAGUGAGCAUGCCUGAAGGUUUCCUGAAUUAGUGUUCCUCCUGGAGCCAUGUGUGCCGUGUGCAAAGGUCAAAAGUUCCUUCACAGCUGCUGUAAAAGAAGCUAACAAUGAAGUUCUAGUGGACUAGGCAGGCGCAGUCUGUGCUUGCCCUCACCCCGUCAGUCUAGGCUCUUUGGAGGUUGUAAGUGCUGUAAGAGCUAAAUGUAAGAAGGAAAAGGGUUGUCUGAAGGACAGCAGAGUUUUCUAUAAAAACGUCAUUGGGCUUCUCAUCUUGUUCACCUUGAACCUGCAGAUCCCCACAGAGCACGACAGUCAAAAGGUGGGAAGACACGGUGAUUGCCCAUAUCACUUCCAUUUUGUAUACGCUCUGGGUUUGUGUAGGCGUAUUCCAACUGGCUUUUUAGUAAUAGAAAUCCAGUAUAUAAUGUAUCAGAUACAACUGAGGUUCUAAUCUAGUCUGUUAAUUUACCUGAAGCUGGAUUUUUAAAAAAGUAAUAAAAAAUUAAAUGUA